AUGCACUACGAGCGCGAGGAAUUCGACGAGGACAUGGAACGCGUGAUUAUAAUCGUCUUGCAGACAUCCGCCGACAACAGCACCAGAUCCGCGUCUAAAACUUUCAUCGCUACUCCUGCGACACCUGCGGAUCGCAGCGGCGAGCACCUCGAGGUUGAGGAAAAAUUGUAA
Molecule: messenger RNA, 171 nt
Organism: Diaporthe citri
Lineage: Eukaryota; Fungi; Ascomycota; Sordariomycetes; Diaporthales; Diaporthaceae
Exons: 2
Coding region: 1-171 (56 amino acids)
Source: RefSeq, a predicted model, not a curated record